AAAUUACAAAUUACAGAAGUAAUGUGUGCAUCUAAAUUUUAAAUGGUUAAACCUCUGUAAACCCGGCCGUCCCUUGUUCAAAAACCCUUCGUCCGCCGCUCCUGAAUCCUCACAUAGUUAUCAACAAUGCCAAAAGGCGACGAUUUUAGGGCGAAGAAGAAGAAUAAAGCCAUUAGAAAGAAGCUCGCAAAAGAUCCUUCCUCGGUCUCUGCUCGCGUUGCUGGUAUUAUUGCCGCCAAGAAGCGUCGCCAAUCUGGCAAGCGCCGCCAAUGCCAGGGAAUGUGCUUUAGUCUUCCCACGCCACAGGAUCCUUACAAUGAGAGACAUGGAAAAGAGGAUAAUAGCACAAGCAAGAUCAAACGACUGCUUCCUCAGUCAAAUAAGAAAGGAACUUCAAAAAAUGUAGCAAAUGGACAACAAAAUUUAAUGCUUAGUGGUGAUCAAGUCAACAUAGAUAUCCAAAAGGCUAAAAGAUCUAAGCAUUUUGAGUCGGAAAAAAUACAGUUAGGAGAAGAAGACUUCCAGUGUCUUGGAGCGGAAGUACUUCCAAUGGACUUGGAAGAUUGUACCUUAGGAAAUUCUAGCUGCCCAUCUAAGUUUCUUUGCUCGUGCUUGAACUCUAUACGGGAUUCCUUGCUUGGUGUUGGUGUGCUUAAUAAGGAGCAGGACAAACCUUUGUUUGUUGAUUCGUGGGGAGUUGAUUUUUGGAAGUCGUAUUCUUUAGGAAUUGAUAUAUUGGAAAACAGUGGAACUAGUCCUUCUGUGCAGCAAAUGGCUUGGGUAGCCUCUACGGCAGCUGACAGCAUUUCACAGAAGGAGUCGGAUGGGAUAUCCAUCACCACACCCUUCCUGUUAUAUCUUGUUCCAUCUCAAGAAAAAGCGAGUAAGGUGCGUUCUGUGUGCAAGCCUUUGAAACUUUUUGGUAUACACACAGUGAGCUUACAUCCCGGUGCUCCGGUAGAGCAUCAAGUUGAAGGCCUAAAGAGUUGUGAGCCUGAAUUUCUUAUAGCAACACCUGAGCGCCUGAGGGAGCUUGUUUCACUUAAGGCUGUUGAUAUAUCUGGUGUUUCUUUGCUGGUUGUGGAUGGAUUGGAUCUAAUUCCUCAGUGCCUUGACGCGGUGAAAGGCAUAAAAAAUUCAAUUAGUGGAAAACCCUGCACAAUGAUUUUCCAGGGUCCUUCUGGUGGCUCUAAUAUUGAGGCUAUUGAGAGUAUUCUUCGGAAACCUUUUCAUACUUUAUCUAUAAAUGAACCAAGAAACAGUCAAGGUAUCAGAUCAAUUUGUGGUCACCCGGAUAUCUAAAGAACAAGUUCUUCCGAAGGCGUACAUUUAAGAUUACUGAAUGCACCCCGCAUUGGAUAUUGUGAAAAUCAUGUACCAUUCGUGAAAAUGAAGAGAGGAGAAUACGUGGGCAAGUUAGCCACGUGUGCUCGGUUGUUAUGCAACUCACCUACUUAUCGAAGGAGUGGCCUUGAGGACAAUGAUGUAUUUUUCAUAUAGGAUGCUCUAAAACAUGGCGAUGAUUAUACCAGUGAAUUGUUGUUGUCAUUGUACUCUGUUGUUUUUUGGUGGGGAAAUGACAUAUCUUGGCAUAUUCCCUGUAAUUUUGUGGUCUUGGUAGGCUUCAAGUCAAUCUUGACGGUUGAUAGGUGGUGUUGCAGUUGAUAUAUCGCAUCCCUUACUGUUAGAAUGGAUUGAUACAUUAGUUCACAGUAGUAAAUUUUCCUAAAAAGAAAUAUAAUUAGUAGAUCACGGCGCAAGCACAACGUAUUAUUCUUUUUUGGAAUGAAGGUAACUUUUGUCAUUAUAGUACCAGUUAUUGUAGAAUUGGUUAUAAUAAAAAAAUUGUUAUGUUAGUUAAUAAUCUAGCAAGUAGCAACCUUUCCAAUCAUUGUACCCCUAUGUUUAAAUGUUGCCUUUCUGAUUCGAUCUCUUUCAAGAGUGGAGGUAAGGGUGUGAGAUAUGCUAAUAUCUUUGAAAAAUUAAUGUUGAAGUUCAA
Messenger RNA from Beta vulgaris subsp. vulgaris (sugar beet), 1999 nucleotides. RefSeq lists its product as hypothetical. Gene Ontology annotation, molecular function: ATP binding; mRNA binding. Bases 127 to 1302 code for a protein of 391 amino acids. The transcript has 5 exons. NCBI's taxonomy places the organism in Eukaryota, Viridiplantae, Streptophyta, Magnoliopsida, Caryophyllales, Amaranthaceae. Gene Ontology annotation, cellular component: P-body; cytoplasmic stress granule. The record is from RefSeq and is a predicted model, not a curated record. Gene Ontology annotation, biological process: P-body assembly; cytoplasmic stress granule assembly.